AUGAUUCUUGAAAAAAUAGAAACCCGGACAGCUCGCGCUGGUGUUAUCGGGCUUGGAUAUGUCGGAUUACCGCUUACGGUUGCGAUCGCGAGUGCGGGGUUCCGAGUUACAGGCAUCGAUAUCUGUUCAGAAAAAAUAGCGCGAUUGAAACAGAGCAUCUCUGACAUCCCCGAUGUGACCAACGCAGUGCUCGCGCCCCUUAUUACGUCUGGGCAGAUUCAGGUGACAACAGACUUUUCUGUGCUCCGAGAAUUGGACACAGUUAAUAUCUGUGUGCCGACCCCUUUAGGUGAAAACCGGACCCCCGACAUGCGGUUUAUCAUCGCUGCAGUUCAGCAAGUUGCGCAAUACCUCCACCCCGAACAACUGAUCAUCCUCGAAAGCACCACCUACCCCGGCACUACCGAAGAAGUCGUGCUGCCAGAACUCAACACCCCGUCCAGCACCAUACAAGUAGGGCGCGAUUUCUAUCUUGCCUACUCACCGGAACGGAUUGAGCCGGGAAAUAGCACCUAUUUCAUGACAAAUACCCCUAAAAUUAUCGGGGGUGUUACACCGCAAUGCACCCACAUCGCGAAAACCUUCUACGCACAGUUCAUCAGUAAAACACACACAGUAUCUUCACCCCGAACAGCAGAAAUGGUGAAACUCUUAGAAAACACGUUUCGGAGUGUCAACAUCGGCUUAAUUAAUGAGGUUGCGCUUAUCUGUGACCGGAUGGAUCUGGACGUAUGGGAAAUCAUUGACGCGGCUGCUACAAAACCGUUCGGAUUUAUGCCGUUCUAUCCAGGUCCUGGGCUCGGUGGACACUGUAUCCCAAUUGACCCGCAUUAUCUCUCUUGGAAGGCACAGAUGUAUCAGUACCACGCUCGAUUUAUUGAGCUCGCGACCGAAAUUAACAAUGAAAUGCCGAAAUAUGUGUUAGACAAAAUCAUCCACGCCUUGAACCUUCAACGUAAACCACUGAAUGGAGCAAAAUUAUUAAUCUUAGGGGUCGCUUAUAAAAAGGACAUCGGAGACAUUCGCGAAUCGCCUGCGCUCGAAGUAAUUCGUUUAAUUCUUGACAAAAAAGCAGAAUUCCUAUAUCAUGACCCCUAUAUAAAAAACCUGUCUCUUGAUGAAAGAGAAACCUAUUACUCAGAACCUCUAACAGUAGACCUGGUAGAAAGUGUUGAUUGUGUUGUCAUCCUAACCGACCACGGUGCUAUAGACUACGACUGGCUCGUCGAGCAUGCCCAACGGGUUGUUGACACACGCAACGCAACGCGCAGUGUGAAGAAAGGACAAGAAAAAAUCACCAAAAUUUAA
Messenger RNA from Geodia barretti, 1308 nucleotides. Lineage: Eukaryota; Metazoa; Porifera; Demospongiae; Tetractinellida; Geodiidae. The record is from the annotation of a GenBank genome assembly.